AUGUUGGUCCACAACGCUGCCUUGGCUGACGAGAUACAUGCCCUCAACGCCAUCUACGGUGAAGGCCUCAUAGUUGCGACCUUUUCCGACGCCCACCACACCACGGUGUCCAUCAAACUUCCUCCAUUUAGCUAUUCGUUCCUGCUCCGUGUCCUCGGUGACUAUCCUCGCUCACCUCCGCAUGUUCUGGGAGUCGACAACCUCGUGGAGAGCACAAAGCAAGAAGUCCAGCAGAAUGCCGUCUAUUUGGGAGCCUGUGUCCGGGCAGUCCAUCACCCUGAAAAUGUCUGUCUCUAUGACGCCAUCGAGGAAUUCAAGGUCGUGCAUAAAGCCCUGCAAGCGCAUAUCCGCCAACUCGAAGAUGCAGAUGAGGCCUCCCAGCUCAAAAAUGCCAGGAGAAGCGCCAUUCUGAGAGACUUGGCCAUUCGAGCUAGGGCAAAAAGGGUGGAUCUAGGAAACCAGGAAAAUGGCGCCGAGCAUUCACCGUUCGAUAUAGUCGACUGUGCUGUGUGCAUGGAACCGUUCUUCAGAGUCGACGUGAGCGUGCCUCUCAAGGUGAUUCGCGAGCACGGUGGCAUGGACGCAGACUUCCUUGACGUUUUCGUUCAGUGGCUGCAAGAGCUUCACACGGCAAACCCCACGUAUUGUCCAUGGGAGGACUGCCUCGCCUACAUUCCAGGAAUUCUUGUCCAGGAAGACUACGCCAAGUGCCCUUUUUGUAAGAGAAGGAUGUGUAUGGGCUGCAGGGCGAAAGAACACGGUGGGCUCUGCAAGCGCGACAAGAAGCUGAAAGCGCUCAUCGCCAAAGAGAAGUGGAAAUUCUGUCCGGCCUGUGGACAUCUCGUGGAAAGGCGAGAAGGCUGCAACCAUAUGACGUGCGUUUGCUCGGCCGAAUUCUGCUACCGGUGUGGGAAGAUUUGGGUGAGCAACAGGCCGAUCUGCGACUGUGGCCUGUUUCUACCACUCGAUUGA
Messenger RNA from Cladophialophora psammophila CBS 110553, 972 nucleotides. RefSeq lists its product as uncharacterized. Gene Ontology annotation, biological process: protein polyubiquitination; ubiquitin-dependent protein catabolic process; positive regulation of proteasomal ubiquitin-dependent protein catabolic process. Gene Ontology annotation, cellular component: cytoplasm; ubiquitin ligase complex. Bases 1 to 972 code for a protein of 323 amino acids. Lineage: Eukaryota; Fungi; Ascomycota; Eurotiomycetes; Chaetothyriales; Herpotrichiellaceae. The record is from RefSeq and is a predicted model, not a curated record. Gene Ontology annotation, molecular function: zinc ion binding; ubiquitin conjugating enzyme binding; ubiquitin protein ligase activity. The transcript has 2 exons.